GUGCGCGUGCCUGCUACUGGCGACGUGUUGCUAUAACGACAGAUGUAAACAGUUUCCAGAAGCGGCAGUUCUGGAGGACGAAGUGUUGAAGACACUUCAGUGGAAAUUACAGCCUGUGAAGCUUACAGUCUGAUCAGAGAGCACCAUGAAUUUAAACAACUUUGUGGUACUUCCCAGCAAGCCCAAGUCAAUGAAGUUAAAUGUCAGGAAUCUUCGGGAGCUGCGUAUGGAGACAGUGCAGCUGGAUCAACAUGCCAAGGAGAUGGAGAACCGACUGGAGGAGCUCAGACAGCGUAUGAACCAGGAGAAAGAGGAAAGGGAGAAAAUGGGAGCUUCUCACUGGCGUUCAGCACAACCCGGGGUUCAAAGCGUCAGGACAAACAAGGAGAACUCACCUCACAGACUCUCUCCAGGCAAGAUGAAGAUUAGAGUGCUGAAGGACGAGCCUGUGCCAGCAGUACAGAAGCAGGUAAUAGCAGAACCAGCUGCCAAGGUAUAUGGCACUAACAGGAAGCUCAACCUGAGGGGAAAAGUCUGUGGACAGUGUGAAGUUCAGCUGGCCGGACUGAUGUGUGCGGAAUGCGGAGAGGAUUAUUGCGUGGGCUGCUUCGUCAGAUUCCACCAGAAGGGGGCACUGAAGCGCCAUCACAUGGUUCCCGUACAGGCAGAGCUCCAGACCCCUGUCAGCACUCGGGAUGUGUUGGGCCGCCUCCAGCAGCAGGUAAGCUGUGAGGAGAGUCAACAUGCACAAGGUGCAUCCCACAAAUCUGCUGAUGAAACUGAAGCCACAGAGAAAGGAUCAGCUGCUGGGAACCUUCAGCUAAUGUCUGAUAACAAAAUACAACACACACAGGUGUUGUUCGUGAAUGACGGUGUUGACGUGGAGGAUGAGGAGGCUGGUGAGGAAGAGGACAGCUCUCUGCUGAGGGGAGGCUUUGAUGAAGAGGAGUCAGCCAGGUCCUUCCAGGAGGCUCUGAAAGAGUGGAGAGAGAGAGGACAGAGACCAGUGUCGGUGAUGGAAACACAAACCGAGAAAGGAUCCCAGCAGAUAAUUUAUGUGGAGUUCAAGGAGGACACUUUGAGCUACAUGGAGAAACUCCUCCUGAAAAAGCACCGCAGAGGACAAAUUGAAGAAUUUCAGCCCCAGUCUGUCGUCCAAAGCCAACCAGAGCCACCCACACCUCCACCCGCAGAGAUGGAUGAACUGAGCCGAAAACUGACAGCAGAGCGGAUGGAGUUGCAUAAAUACUUUACCUCUCUCUUCACAACUGCUCCCGCUGAGGAUGCUGGGAAAGCGGACAGCCCUGCAGAAUCCUAUUUAAGCAUCGUAGAGUUAGAUGAGGUGAUGGUUGGAGAUGCUACAAUGUGCAGAUCCUUUGGAGUCGAGAAGGGAAAUGAGAGCGAAAUGUUUAUAGCUGUUGGAAAUGAAGAUUUAUCUGAAGGAGGAGAUUUUGGAUAUUCACUUUCACCUUCCACACCGUCCUUCUCCGAGAUGACCAAAGAAACAUUCGGCGAAUGUAAUUCUGACAUAAAGAUCAACUCAUCUCCUGAGACUUGGCUGCCGUCUCGAGAGGCUGAACAAUCUUCAUCAUCAUCAAGAUCAAAAAGCCUUUCUGCACUUCAGACGAGGCUUCAGAGAUCACAGCACCUGUCGACUACCUCAGAAUCACUUUUGUCAAAUUCGCGAACAGCAGACCAGAAAGUGGACUCUCCAAAACCAAGCUCACGGAUGAGAUCUUCUGCAGCACAACAGGACAAAUCCUCAGAGAUUCUGCCAACGUCAUCACUCCCAAAAACCAAAUUAAAUCAAACUCUCCCAGGCUUUGAAGACCAUAUUUCCACUUUCAGCCCUUCUCCUCGUAGAAAACCAUCUGUUAGGUCCUCUCAAUGUCAUUCUCCUGCUUUUCCCAUCUCUAAAGCAAGUCCAAAACCUCCAGAUUCUCUGUCCCCAAGGUGUAGAUCAGUUUCUUCUCCAGUCAACAGAAUCCAAUCUAGACCUGCUCAUUCAACACCUGUUUCUAAACUGAAAUUAGCUCAGUUGUCUCCAGUACGUGCCAUCGCUUCCCCAGUUUCGUCAUUACAGCCGUCACUUAGAGAAUCAUCACAGUCUGGAUUAGUCUCCGAUAGACGUACACCUAUCUAUGACUCCAACAGGUCCUCGACGCCGAAAAUCGAAUCAUUUCAUACUGAGGGUCACCGUUCACCUCCACCCUCCAAAUGGUUAAAAAGCUCACGGAGGUCACCCAAAACUACAGUCCUCUCCCUACAGCUGAGCAUGUCAGAUUCAGAAGAAGAAACGACAGGUGAAGAUUCUUGCCUGGUGCCUAGUGAGGAAGACUCAUCUGAUGAAGAACUGAGACGAAUCACAGAUGCAGGAGAAGAAAGGAAUGGCUUUGCUUCUCCGUGUCCCACAAUGACCCCUCCGGCAGACCCUCAUUUCACUUUCACAAAGUCAGAACAUGACAACACAGAAUCUGACCUGUUUACAGGAUCUUCUAAGGCCCUUCAUUCUGUAGCCCAGCGACAGGGCAUCCAGCUGGGGCAGUACCAAGAUCUAGAGGGGAUCCUGACUUUGGGACUGGACCCUGGAGUCCUGCAGCCCAACCCAGCUCCAGCACAAACCUCUAGAGAGGAGAACCAUACGGGGAAUUCUCUAGUUGUAGGGCAGGAGUCCUGGAGAUCCUUCAGCAGUCUUCAACAUCACGCAGAGGAAGAGCUGGUCGCCGCGCUGAUGAACGGUCGGCCCGUCAGUAGCACCCCUCGUCCAUUCACACCAGGCCGUAGCAGAAUGUCAUCACAGAGGCUGUGUUUCUCAGGCACUGUAAACAGAUGUUCUCCCAUCACUUCUCGGCCCCUGAGUGCAGGGACCAGUCGUCCAGACCCGACAAGCCAGCCGCUGUCUCGUGCCGCUCAGGAGAUCAUGGAGGUCCAGACCGUGGAGCAGCUUGAUCUUCAGGACUCUGAUGAGGAUGAGGAGGAUUUCCUGGCUCUGGCCUGCCUUGAGGAAGAGUUCAGAAAUAUGAGCACUACACCAUUAGAUGAGGGUGAGGACGGACACAUUCCAGUGGAUUAGAUUUGUCUGGACUGCAAUUACGUACAUUAUAGAUUUUGAUUGAAUUUAGUAAUAAUUGAAUAUAAAUAGAGCACAAGAAGAAAUAAAAGUUAGGUCUGUAGUUGUAGUUAGUCUAUUAAACAGCUAUAUAGUAUGAAGCGGC
This is a messenger RNA of Labeo rohita (rohu), 3215 nucleotides long. RefSeq names its product zinc finger, B-box domain containing (gene zbbx). Gene Ontology annotation, biological process: cilium movement. The record is from RefSeq and is a predicted model, not a curated record. Gene Ontology annotation, molecular function: zinc ion binding. Gene Ontology annotation, cellular component: motile cilium. The transcript has 18 exons. The coding region runs from base 146 to 3073 and encodes 975 amino acids. Lineage: Eukaryota; Metazoa; Chordata; Actinopteri; Cypriniformes; Cyprinidae.